AACACAAUUUAAUAUAUAACGAAGCCCAUAACAUAACGCAUUAUGCAAAUAUCUCUCGUAUGACAUCCCAAAGAGUUUCACAAUAAGAUCUUCAGAGCAUUGACUUGAGAUGCAAGAACUGAACGAGUCUGUUUAGUCAUCCUUUUUCUUGGUCCUGUUUUAGUUCCAGUUGAAAUCUUCACUUAGGGGAGUUUUCUUUGCAUAGAGUCAGCUUUGAAGUAAAUGACUAUGACUUCUGAGACAGAGGAAGAGAACAGCAGCGACAUAGUUCCCUUAAGCGGAUCUUUCCGGUCGGCCGACCACAAUCCUGUGAUGGAAAGCGUUGGAGACGCAGCCGGAUCCGACGUAAGGAAGAAUCCGGAGAAAACACGGAAGGGCCUGGUGAACCAGAUCAAGCGCUUUGCAGGAAAGCCAGCUCGGUUGGACCGAUCAAAGUCAACGACCGGUCAGGCCUUGAAAGGGCUCAUGUUCAUCAGCAAAGCUGACGGUGGGGAUGGCUGGACCGCCGUGGAGAAGAGGUUUGAAAGGAUCACGAAAACUACUGAGGGAUUGCUGAUUAGGUCAAAGUUCGGUGAAUGUAUAGGAAUGAAGUCAAAGGACUUUGCUUUGGUUUUGUUUGACGCAUUAGCUAGAAGAAAGAAUAUGACAGGGGAAGUGAUUGAUAAGGUCAUUUUAAAGGAAUUCUGGGAACAAAUAAGUGAUCAAAAUUUUGAUUCAAGGCUUAUGAUAUUCUUUGACAUGAUGGAUAAAGACGGCGAUGGUAGACUAACUGAAGACGAAGUUAGACAGGUAAAUGUGUUUGGAUCAAUGAGGUCUUGAUUGUUUCAGACAUUAAGAUCUGCAUUCACAUCCGAAAAGUUUAAAACAGUUUCAUAUCUUAUAUUUUCUCUGUGUGUGUGUGUGAAAUUUAAAACACAACUAGAUUUUGACCCGCCCUUCAAAGGGCGGGUGUAUAUAUAGAUAUUAUUUCUUUGUAAUUUUAUUUGUGUACAAAAUAUAUUUAUUAAAUAAUAUCAGUUUAAAAGUUAACCCGUCAUACACUUGGUUUUAUGUAAUCAUAUGCUCGUAUGCCCGUUUUUUUGUAAUCAUAUGUUUUUAUGCCCGUUUUUUCGUAAUCAUAUUUAUUUGUUGUAGAUCUUGACCUGUAGAUAUAAUGUUGGUUUGUAAUUUAUUUUUUUGUUUAUGUAAAUAUGUAACUUUUUGUAAAUUUCUUAUAUGUUAAAGAAAUUUAAUUAUAUGUUUGUGUAUUUAUUCUAUUAAACAACAUGACCUACUGAUAUAGUUAUGAU
Raphanus sativus (radish) is the source of this 1289-nucleotide messenger RNA. RefSeq names its product putative respiratory burst oxidase homolog protein G. Gene Ontology annotation, molecular function: oxidoreductase activity, acting on NAD(P)H, oxygen as acceptor; calcium ion binding; peroxidase activity. Lineage: Eukaryota; Viridiplantae; Streptophyta; Magnoliopsida; Brassicales; Brassicaceae. The record is from RefSeq and is a predicted model, not a curated record. The coding region runs from base 223 to 819 and encodes 198 amino acids. The transcript has 3 exons.